Molecule: messenger RNA, 747 nt
Organism: Darwinula stevensoni
Lineage: Eukaryota; Metazoa; Arthropoda; Ostracoda; Podocopida; Darwinulidae
Source: the annotation of a GenBank genome assembly
AUGACGAAGAAAACGGGUUUCCCCCCCUCAGCUGCGGGGACGUGCCCGCUGGAGGGACGGCGCUGCUGGUCGACGGUGCAGUGGGUGUGCGAUGGGGAUGCGGAUUGCGUGGAGGGGUUCCGAUGCUGCGAGGGGUGCGAUGGGGGCAAGGGGUGCGUCGGGGCCGGAAACGAACAAUGUCCGAAACGCAAGGAUAUGCAGUGUCCCCCGUCGUGCUCCAGCGACUCGGACUGCCAGAACGGCCUUCUCUGCUGCCAGAAUUGCCACCGCAAGAUCUGCAUGCCACCCGUGCUGACUUGCAACGACACGAAAUGCGCCAAUGGCGAGACCUGCGCGAUGGUCCACCCCAUCUGCAGAAGUUCUGACAUCCACUGCCACCUCAAGCCCUUCUGCCUCCCUGCGGGUAAGCCAGUCAGUCGCUUCCGGGUCAUCCUCCCGGACGGUCCUCGGGACCCUCAGCGAGGACUUUCGCUUCAUUCAUCCGUUUUUCCUUCAGGCGCGCGUUCGUGCGAAAGCGUGGAAUGCAUCGGGCGGAGGAGGUGCGAGUUGAAGGAGGUGACCUGCAUCGCGUCGCCCUGCUAUCCCAUUCCCAAGGGCAAGAUGCCCAAGGCUCAAGAAUGGCCCUUCCUCAUGGAAUUCCAACUAGCCCCUACUCCGCCGUCGGUCCGAUCCCACUUUCGCCUCACAAUAGACGAAAUUUACUUCAACCUUGAGAGACUGCGGUCUCUCAAGGUCGAGGUUGCUUAA